Messenger RNA from Epinephelus lanceolatus (giant grouper), 1879 nucleotides. The record is from RefSeq and is a predicted model, not a curated record. Lineage: Eukaryota; Metazoa; Chordata; Actinopteri; Perciformes; Serranidae.
UUCCCCCUCUCCUCAUCAGAUAACACCACAGGCGCCACCAUCCUGUCUGCAGGAGCAAACUGAUUUCACAGAGGGCCUUCUGAAAUAUAUUCACAAUGAUUUUUCAGGCACUUUUUGAUUGUAUGGACUUCACCGGCUGGCUGUUGUUGGGUUUUACUGUGUUACUCCUCACAGAUUUGAUCAGAAACUGGAGGCCACACAGCUUUCCCCCCGGACCCUGGGCCGUGCCUUUUCUAGGAAACAUCUUUACAGGAGUCGACUUCAAAACUAUGGAGAGGCUUACUCAGGAGUACGGUCCAGUGUUCAGCUUGAGGAGAGGCGGCGAGAGGACGGUGUUUAUUUCAGGAUACAAGAUGGUCAAAGAGGCUCUUGUUAACCAGCUGGACAGCUUCGUUGACCGCCCCAUUGUCCCUCUCUUCCAUGUUAUCUUCAAAGGGAUUGGUAUAGCUUUGAGCAAUGGUUACCUGUGGAAGAAACAGAGGAAGUUUGCCAGCACUCACCUGCGUUACUUCGGAGAAGGCCACAGGUCCCUGGAAAAAUACAUUGAAGUGGAAAACAACUUCCUCUGUGAAGCUUUCAAAGAGGAGCAAGGAAGACCAUUCAACCCCCACUACACCGUAACGAACGCAGUGAGUAACAUCAUCGCCUCUGUGGUCUUCGGACAUCGCUUUGAAUACAGUGAUCAAAGCUUUCGCAAGGUUCUGGAGUUGGAUAAUGACGCCAUUGUGCUCGCUGGCGCCUUUCAGACUCAGCUGUAUGAUGCCUUCCCUGGCUUGUUCAAAUACCUGCCAGGACCUCACCAGACUGUCCUCGCCAACUACACCGAGAUCUUGGCUUUCCUGAAAAAGGAAGUGAAGAAGCACCAGGAGGAGUGGAACCCAGACGACCCUCGUGAUUUUAUUGAUGUGUACCUGGCAGAGAUGGAGAAGAAAAAGGAGGACCCUGAGGCUGGCUUCAACAUUGAAACCCUUCUGGUUUGCACCCUCGACCUGAUUGAGGCUGGUACAGAAAGUAGUGCCAACACUUUACGCUGGGCCCUUGUGUACAUGAUGCACUACCCAGAGAUACAGGAGAAAGUCCAGGCAGAGAUAGACAGAGUGAUCGGACAGUCUCAUCAACCCACCAUGGCUGACAGACCCGACCUGCCUUACACCGACGCUGUCAUCCAUGAGACCCAAAGGAUGGGGAAUAUUGUUCCCCUGGGAUUCCCCAAAAUGGCCAGUAAAGACACCACACUGGCAGGAUACUUUAUACCCAAAGGCACAGCUGUCAUUACAAUCCUUUCAUCCGUGCUGUUUGAUAAGAAUGAGUGGGAGACUCCAGAUAUCUUCAAUCCCCAGCAUUUCUUGGAUUCAGAGGGACAGUUCCGCAGAAGAGACGCCUUCUUACCGUUUUCAGCAGGUAAACGUGUGUGUAUAGGAGAGCACCUGGCCAGAAUGGAGCUGUUCCUAAUGUUUACAUGUCUCCUCCAACACUUCACCUUCUCUCCUGUCCCUGGAGAGAUGCCCAGCAUUGAGGGAGUCAUGGGCUUUACACAUUCCCCCGAGGAGUUCAGGAUGCUAGCUGUGCCUCGCUAAUGUGCUUCCACCUUUUCUCAUCCCAGCAUUAGCACAAAGCAUCAACGUUCUCCACCUUUAACUCUAAGAUCACAUAUGUGAUUUGCAACUGAAAACUAGUUUGCAUAACAUAUGAGCAUUAUGCACCACAAUAAAUGAUUAUAAAAACAAAGAAGAUCAUUAUGUCCAGGUCAGGGUAUAUUGUGAAGGAUUUAGGAAAAUAUAUUUUAUCAUUACGAAGGUGUAAUGAGAGUUUACUCUAUUUGCCAUGGCAGAAGAGAGCAGCAGCGUCAGACGGCCAAACUUCUCCCAGGAGGAAACUG